This is a messenger RNA of Diabrotica balteata, 1951 nucleotides long. The record is from the annotation of a GenBank genome assembly. NCBI's taxonomy places the organism in Eukaryota, Metazoa, Arthropoda, Insecta, Coleoptera, Chrysomelidae.
AUCUAUAAAAAAAACUAAUUUAUUAGUCAUCCCACUUUGAAUCAUCUGUCGGCAAAAUUCGGUGAAUUUUAACAAAAAUAUUAUAUAAAUAGAUCGGUAUCGUUCCAGAAGUUUGGAAAUUGUGCUUUUCAUACUUUUUGUAUAAUAGUCUAGUUUAUAUUUCUAAAGAUGAGUGUACUAGGUUUUAGUGACAUUGUUAACGGACCGUUAGCUCAAUAUCUGCAACUUUCCGCCCAAAUUGGUGGAGAUGUGGCAGAACAUUCGAAUUUGGUUAAAAAUGCCUUUAACGCCCAAUACAAAUUCUUAGAAUUGGCAAGUCAAUCUUCCAAACCCGCACCCAACGAUUUAAACAAUUUUUUGGUGCCAACAAGCGAUAGUAUUCGACAAAUUCAAGAGUUUAGGGAAAAACAUCGCACUUCCCAAUAUUUUAACCACUUAUCAGCUAUCAGUGAGAGUAUCCCUGCUUUAGGAUGGGUCACAGUAAGUCCUACACCUGGCCCUUUUGUCAAGGAAAUGAAUGAUGCUGGGCAGUUCUACACCAACAGAGUACUAAAAGACUGGAAAGAAAAGGAUAAGAAGCAUUUUGAUUGGACCAAAUCUUGGGUGCAGACUCUAUCUGACCUUCAAGCUUUUGUGAAACAAUAUCAUACUACUGGGUUGGUAUGGUCAGGCAAAGGAGCUCCACCAAAAGCUGGCGUACCCCCACCACCUCCGCCAGGAUGUCCACCACCCCCACCCGUCCUCGACUUGGCAAGUAUGGGAGGAGCAGGAGAUGCAAGUCAAGAUCGUUCAGCUCUCUUUGCGGAAAUAAACAAGGGACAAGAUAUUACCAAGAGUUUGAAAAAAGUCACCGACGAUAUGCAGACUCAUAAAAAUCCUACUUUGAGGCAAGGCCCUGCACCUUUCAAAGCGACAACUCAACAGACAAGCUUGUCAUCUGUCAAACCUGCGCAGGUUGAGAAAGCUCCGAUUUUCAACCAAGACGGUAAGAAAUGGAUGAUCGAAUACCAAAAAGGCAAUCACAAUCUAUUGGUUGAGAAUGCCGAGAUGAAUAAUGUCGUUUACCUCUUUAAGUGCGAAAACUCUACUGUACAGAUCAAAGGAAAAAUUAACUCCAUAACUUUGGAUUCGUGUAAAAAGACCUCUGUGGUGUUUGAUUCACUUGUGUCUUCCAUGGAAUUUAUCAAUUGCCAAUCUGUGCAAAUGCAGGUCAUGGGCAAAGUUCCUACCAUCUCAAUCGAUAAGACUGACGGGUGCCAAGUAUAUUUGAGUCCGGAAUCAUUGGAUGUUAACAUAAUCACUUCAAAAUCAUCAGAAAUGAACGUACUGAUACCAAAAGGAGACGGAGAUUACACCGAAAUUCCUGUACCGGAACAAUUCAGAACAAGUGUGAACACCAAAAACAACACCCUUACAACCGUCGUAAUCGAAAACAAGGGAUAAAUUGUUCGUGUUUAAUAUUUAUGAACUACAUUUACGUCUAACAAAUUUUAUAAUUUUUAUUUUUCAGUAUUCGUAUCUCCGGCUUUGAAAUAUUUAUUUUUACGCUUAGCUAAGAAAAAAGAGAUUAGUGGUAUUCAUAGUAUGUAAAUUUAUGAUUUUGCAGGAACUAUGGGAUUAGAUUAUUACAAAAUAUAUGUUGAUAUUGAAAUAGAAAGGAAUAAUCAAUAACAAUUGUAGAAUUUUCUCCAACUCUUUCAUUGCUGGUAUGAUGGGCAACAAAGAAGGUAAUCGAAGAUCAAUGAUGUUAUGCAAAUGUCCUAAAAGGAGAUAUAUCUACUUUUGUCAUUAAUUAUAAUCUUUUAUUAAUAAUUGUUACUAACAGCAUUCUUAAGUUGAGUACUAAAAACCGUUGUAGUAAUUUUUGCGAUAUUAUUAAGGCUGAUUCCUAUGUACAUAAAAUUUGUUAGUAGUAAAGUAUCUGUUUAGAAUAAAUGAUAUUUAUAAUAUU